AUGUCGUGUCUUGCGGAAAAUGAAUCUCAUCCAAUAUUAUGGUGCAGAGAACAUAAAAAACAAGCAGAAAAAGAAUGGGCUAAUGAUAAUAUUUUAAUAGCGAAAAAAACAAAUGAACGAAAAUAUAUGGAAAAAUUGAGAGAUAAGGAAGAGUUCAAAAGAAUGAUAGAGACUUAUAACCCGUGGGGAAGACAAGGAGGAGGUGCUGCUAACAAAAACAUUAGAAUGAGUGAUUUAUCACAAGUGGGAAUUUAUCCAGAACCAAAGACAAAUCCCCGCACUCCUAUUAGUCCUAUAAACACAAGCAAAAAAUAUCGUGGCACAGAGACAGGUGGUGGAGGUUCUCCAUUAAGAAAUUCCAGUGGAAAAGUUGUGACACAAUAUAAAAAUGAUCCUUUACUUAGUUUCAAUGAGCCAAACAGAGAUCAUGUAGAUUUGGCCUUAAGAUAUAAAAAAGGUCCAAUCGAGCAAACAGAAUAUCGACACGAACUAGAUCGACUGACUGCUCAACAACUAGCUAAACGCUUAGAAGAAAAGCGAGAGUUAAAAGAAUUCGAAAUAAAUAGACCGAUAAUAUCAGAAUACGCUGAUAUGAACAGACAACAAUGGGGCAAACCAGGCCCCGGAGGAGCACCGUGGCGUGAGCCCAAAGAGUUAGGUCACAAUUUUAUGAAAUCGCUCGGUUGGACGAAUAAAGAGGUGUUGAAAAAAUUAGAUAAGUCACAUCGUAAAGAGCUACCUAAACCACUAAAUAUGGAAAUACGACGGUCCAAUGGCAAUGGAAAAUCCAGUAAUAAAGAAAAUAUUGAAUUAUCAUCGUGUUGCUCGCAAUGUAUAUGUGAAUGUCCUGCUGCAGCUGUUGGCAAGUCAAAAACUGACGACUUUUUGACAUUGAGAGAUAAAAACGCAUAUCCAAAGCCUAUUCAAACUGCAGCUCCUAAAAUUACCUAUAAAAAAGGAUCUCCAUUAUACCAUCCAAAAAAAAAGUAUCGAAAUCAACCUUCGUCUGACACUUUAUUGACAGGAGGGGUAGAAUUAGUUCCUCUUUUAGGUAAGUCAUUUUUGAAAUCAACUUUAUUUUUCUGAGUUUUUUUUUAUUCAAAUGGAGUACCAAAAACAGCUAAAAGAAGAGCAUCUCCAAAGCCCAUUACUUUGUCAACCACUGAUGUUACUAAAAUUAAAGAUUUACCAAAUAUAGGCUAUCGCGAUCCAGCCUAUUUGGCAGAACUAAAUACACAAAUAACUCAGCGGCAUCAUGAGAUGGAGAUAUACAGACAACGGGAUGCUGAAAUCAGUCGACAACACUAUCAAACUUGGCAAACAUUAUGGGGAAGACCAGGACACGGGGCACCAAUGGAAAUAAAAAAGAAACUAAAUUUGAACGUUUUGCUUUACAAAGAUCCAUUUAAAUACUGUAAACACCGUAAAGCUUAAAAUAGUAUCAUGCAAGUAAAAAUGAAAUCAAAUUUUACUACUUAUCCACAUAGAUGAUAAGCAGAAUAAAAUUGAAAUUACCUUAAUAUUAAUU
Messenger RNA from Culicoides brevitarsis, 1528 nucleotides. RefSeq lists its product as uncharacterized. The record is from RefSeq and is a predicted model, not a curated record. NCBI's taxonomy places the organism in Eukaryota, Metazoa, Arthropoda, Insecta, Diptera, Ceratopogonidae. The transcript is spliced from 6 exons.